CCUCCCAAACUGCUGGGAUUAUAGGCGUGAGCCACCAUGCCCAGCCAACAUUUUUAAAAAUGAGAUAGCCAACUUGAACCAGAAGCUCAUCUGUGAAUGAAACAGAAUAAACCAAUACCUUUCACUUAACCUCAUUCUAAUUAUGUAUUCUCAUAGUAUUAUGUGGUAGUUUUUUAGAACACAUUUUACAGUAUAUGAUUGAUUCAUUAAUUUUUUUUUUCUAAACCUUUGAAAAGAAAAUAUAUAGCAUUGUUAAACCUUUUCUUCGUAUUCAGUACUACUGUAAUUGUUUUUUGGACCAGGUUUUUUAGUAUUUGAUUUCAUCUUGUUGGGUUCAACCUAUCUUUUAGAUUGCCAGUUGUGUCCACACAUUCCCAGCCCUCAAGUUCAUAUCUAUCAAAGCUCUCAGUAUAUCAUCUGUAGCCUCAUUUAUGUCAUUUAUUAAAGUUCUGAAUUGGUAAUUAGUUUAAUUGGUAAUUAUUUUAAUUCUUAAAAUCUUAAAAGUUUAAGAUUUCAUUAGUCCUGGAUAUUGUAGAAAGGAAUGUUUUGAAGUAAACGUCAGAAGAAAUUUGGAAAAUAAUCUUAUUGACAACUUUAUUUUCAGAUUUCUAGUUUGGAAUAUAAGUCAAGGUUUUUAUAGUCUAUAUUAUUUUUUCUUUGUUUUCAGAGAUCCAUCUGUCUCCAAGUCUGUAGAACGAAUCUUUAAAAUCUGGGAAGAUAGAAAUGUAUACCCAGAAGAAAUGAUCGUAGCAUUGAGAGAAGCUUUGAGUACCACUUUCAAAACUCAGAAGCAGCUGAAAGAAAAUCUGAACAAACAACCGAAUAAGCAGUGGAAGAAAUCACAAACAUCUACAAAUCCAAAAGCUGCUCUCAAGUCUAAGAUAGUUGCUGAAUUUCGAUCUCAGGCCCUAAUUGAAGAGCUGUUGCUAUACAAGCGCUCAGAAGAUCAGAUAGAACUGAAGGAAAAGCAGUUGUCAACUAUGAGGGUGGAUGUGUGCAGCACGGAAACUCUCAAAUGCUUAAAAGAUAAAACAGGUGGGAAGAAGUUCUCCAAAGAAUUUGAAGAGGCAAGCUCCAAGUUGGAAGAAUUCGUGAAUGGAUUAGAUAAGCAGGUCAAAAAUGGACCCUCAUUAACAGAAGCACUGGAAAAUGCUGGAAUUUUCUAUGAAGCACAAUACAAAGAAGUAAAAGUGGUGGCCAAUGUAAGUAAUAAUUAAAACUGUCUCAUACUGAAUGCUUGUUACUGUAUUUCAGAGACUAUUAACAUGAAUUUUCUCUAACUCUGUUAGGAUAAGCAUUUUUAUCUCCCUAUCAUAGAUGAACAAAUUACUUUUGGGCUAGGUGCUAUGGCGCAUACCUAUAAUCCCAGCAUUUUGGGAGGCUGAGGCAGGAGAAUUGCUUGAGCCCA
Sapajus apella (tufted capuchin) is the source of this 1408-nucleotide messenger RNA. RefSeq names its product regulation of nuclear pre-mRNA domain-containing protein 2-like. Lineage: Eukaryota; Metazoa; Chordata; Mammalia; Primates; Cebidae. Gene Ontology annotation, biological process: mRNA 3'-end processing. The record is from RefSeq and is a predicted model, not a curated record. The transcript has 5 exons. Bases 741 to 1217 code for a protein of 158 amino acids. Gene Ontology annotation, cellular component: RNA polymerase II, holoenzyme. Gene Ontology annotation, molecular function: RNA polymerase II complex binding.